AUGAAUGCUAAAAUUAAGCAGCAAUAUACACUUCGAAAUAAAUUACAUCUGUCGUCAUUUCUUCCAAAGAUUGAGACCAUGCUGGAUGAUUGGUCGAAGCAUUGUGACACCAAUCCAUUUUCUGUUUGCGCGUCCAUCAUACCCGAUUGCGAACUAGCUGGUUAUAAAUGGGCUACAAUGAUUGAUCUGUACAAUGAUUUUUAUGUUGUAUCGUCAUCGAACGCCUAUAUAACACCGUGGGCUUGGUCAGAUAUUUAUCGUUCUCGUCAGUGGCUCACAUUUAAUGAUUUUUUGGUGUGGCAACAAUCCUGCUGGCUAGUUGCACCAUUACAAUCAUGUAGCUGUCCAGUUGGCAUGAAACAAUAUUCAUGUAAACAUUCGGUUGGAUUGGCAAUUUUAUUUAA
Messenger RNA from Didymodactylos carnosus, 404 nucleotides. The record is from the annotation of a GenBank genome assembly. NCBI's taxonomy places the organism in Eukaryota, Metazoa, Rotifera, Eurotatoria, Philodinida, Philodinidae.